Messenger RNA from Nasonia vitripennis (jewel wasp), 1164 nucleotides. RefSeq names its product odorant receptor 87 (gene Or87). Gene Ontology annotation, biological process: sensory perception of smell; detection of chemical stimulus involved in sensory perception of smell. The transcript has 5 exons. Gene Ontology annotation, molecular function: olfactory receptor activity; odorant binding. The coding region runs from base 1 to 1164 and encodes 387 amino acids. The record is from RefSeq and is marked inferred. Gene Ontology annotation, cellular component: plasma membrane. NCBI's taxonomy places the organism in Eukaryota, Metazoa, Arthropoda, Insecta, Hymenoptera, Pteromalidae.
AUGCACAUAUUAUAUUUACCGUUCAAAUUACUGACAUUGACUGGCAUUUGGAUGCCAGAAGAUUGGACCCAAAAACAGCAAAAACUUAUAUGGGUUCUAUAUUCCAUGGUAUCGAUUGGUUUGGUGUUCAUGCAAUUAAGUUCUCAGAUCGGCUAUCUGAUGCAGUCCAAAACCUGGGCCCAGGUCAACGAAAGGCUCUUUUUCAUACCAACGGGAAUUUCUAGCGUCCACAAAAUCUUUAUUUUCAUAGUGCAUCGUAAGGACUUAAUCAGCUUGGGCAACAUGCUUUUGAAGGAAUAUUGUAUCCCGCGUAAUGCCGAAGAAUUAUCUAUUCAAGAAAGAUACAACGAGAUCAUCAGGGUUUUGACAUUGGCUUGUGCUUUUUUAGUCAACGUCACCAUGAUGAAUCUUGUCACCUUACCUCUGGUUACUAGCGGAGAUAAUCGAACGCUGCCUAUGAGAGUUUGGUUACCUUACAAGGUGGAUUCUGAUAUGUCUUAUUGGUUGUCAUAUGCUCAUCAGACUGUGGGUAUAGUUUUUGUUGGCACUGGUGCUGUUGGCAGUACUUUGAUGAUCAAUGGUUUUAUGUAUCAAGUUUGCUGCCAGUUCGAAAUUCUGAGUUCUCGCUUCCAGAAUCUACCUCUGAUCAUUGAAAAAUUUCAGUCGUUAAAGAAACCUAACCAAUUAAUUUAUCGAUAUGAAAAGAGAGUGAUGAGGCAAAACAUUCGUCAUCAUCUCUAUAUAUUCAGGUUUGCAGAAGCUCUUAAUAAAAUUUUUAAGUCUGUGAUAUUUCAACAAUUUUGUUUGAGCUCCAUUGUGGUCUCUGUAAGUAUAUACCAGUUGUCAACGAGACCGGAGAAAGAUUUGGAAUUCAUCAUGGUUUUCUUCUAUUUGGUUUGUGUUCUUGUUGAAUUUUUAGUUUAUUCUUGGUUCGGGAACGAACUCAUGUUAGAGAGUUUGAAUUUUCAACAAACAAUUUACGAAAUAGAUUGGACAUCUCUAAGUACACGCUCCAGUAGAGAUUUGGUGCUAAUAAUGAUGAGGGCUUCUAAGCCGAUUAUAAUGUACUGUGGACAUUUCAUUGUUUUGUCUCUCGAAUCGUAUAUUGGCAUUUUGAAAGUAUCGUAUUCUGUAUUCAAUAUACUGAGAAUGUCAGAAGAAUGA